Molecule: messenger RNA, 1011 nt
Organism: Salvelinus sp. IW2-2015
Lineage: Eukaryota; Metazoa; Chordata; Actinopteri; Salmoniformes; Salmonidae
Product: olfactory receptor 1f45-like
Biological process (GO): G protein-coupled receptor signaling pathway; detection of chemical stimulus involved in sensory perception of smell
Cellular component (GO): membrane
Molecular function (GO): olfactory receptor activity; odorant binding; G protein-coupled receptor activity
Source: RefSeq, a predicted model, not a curated record
ACACCACCAGUCAGGAUGAGUUACCUGACCUCUGACCCUAACCAGACAGAGAACAUUGACACCAUUAUCCGACCCCCUUACUUCUUCAUCAGUGGUUUCAUCGACAUCCCCCACAUGAAGUACUAUUACAUCUUCCUCUGCUUCGUUUACAUCAUCUCUCUGGUGGGCAACACUUUCGUCAUGAUGGUUAUCUACAUGGACAGCAGUCUCCACAGCCCCAAGUACAUUGCUGUGUUCAACCUGGCCUUCACAGACGUGUGUGGCAGCACUGCCAUGGUCCCCAAGGUCCUGGAUAUGUUCCUGUUCAGCAGACAACUCAUCUCCUACAACCAGUGCCUCACUAGCCUCUUCUUCAUCUUCCUCUUCCUCACCAUGCAGUCCUUCAACCUCACCAUCCUCUCCUACGACAGACUGGUGGCCAUCUGCUGCCCACUCAGGUACCAUAUGAUGGUGACUCACAGGUCCAUGUCCCAGCUGACGGGUGCUGCCUGGGUAUUUGCUGUGUUCAUGGUGUUGCUGKCUGUGUGCCUCAUCACCCGACUCUCCUUCUGCCGGUCUCUGGUGAUCAACAGCUACUUCUGUGACCACGGUCCCCUGUUCCGUCUGGCGGCCCCCUGUUCUGAUGUGGUCCCUAACAUAGUGAUGUCAUAUCUCAACCCCAGUAUAGUCCUCUAUUUCCCCAUGGUCUUCAUCGUAUCAUCAUACAUCUGUAUCACACACGCCCUGUUCACCAUCACACUGCCCCAGGACAGAGUCAGAGCCUUGAAGACGUGUACCUCACACCUGAUACUCGUAGCCAUAUUCUACCUGCCUAUUCAUUUUACAUACUUCCUUCACUCAAUCAUACCAACCAACGCCCGGAUCAUCAACCUCUCCCUGACCUUGGUGCUGCCACCCAUGCUAAACCCCAUCAUAUAUGUUCUGAAGACAGAGGAGUUUAAGGAAUCGGCCAAGAAGCUGCUUAGUAAAAGAGGAGCCCAGAGAGCUGUGGUGCCGGGCCAAUCAUCAUGA